Molecule: messenger RNA, 1296 nt
Organism: Trichoplax adhaerens
Lineage: Eukaryota; Metazoa; Placozoa; Uniplacotomia; Trichoplacea; Trichoplacidae
Exons: 9
Coding region: 1-1296 (431 amino acids)
Source: RefSeq, a predicted model, not a curated record
AUGGAAGACCAAAAGGAAAUUUCAAUUCAUGAAGAAAACCUAUACGAAUUUUUACGUUUUAGAGAUCGGCGUGCACCACUGAUUAAUGGUCGUCAAGUCGUUGGUAUAUUAUGGGAUGCUGAAUUUAUCGGUCGAUUUCUUAUUCAUUGUCGACAGCAAAAUCCACGCCAGUAUAUUAAUGAUAACAUCGAAAGACUACGGAAUACAGCUUCUAAACCCAAUGAAAUCCAACUUGGUAUUUCUUUCGAUCGAAUUAUUGCUUACGACCAUUAUAAACAGACAUCAGUUUUAGACGCUGAUUUAUUAAAUUUGCGUUACUGUACAUGCAAUCAUUCAGAAAAAUUGUUAACUCUUAUAACAAGACACGAAAGAAGUGAUUAUGGAGAAACUUACGCAUUGACAGCUCAAUCUAAAACAGCAAUUAAGAACAUGGCUCGCUUAAUUUCCAAAGCAAUCAAGGAUAUUUAUGAACGACUUGAAGAAGAUACUGCUUAUAAACCACCUAGUCCUUUGAUAUCAAAUCGAAAAUGGCUAAAACAUGGCAUUAGAUCAUAUCAGGACAAAUCUAUGAUAUUAAAAUCGAACCUUGACCCUAAUUAUCAAGUAAACGAAUUAGCACCACGUCGACGCGCCAUGUCUGCUUCAUGCGCUACUUUAUCCUCUAGGCCUAACAAUAUCAUGAUUAUUAUCGAUGAAGAUGAUAUCGACUGUCCACCAUUACCACCUCGAGAUAAUUUACUCAAACCAAGUUUAGAUUCUAUGCAAAGUCAAAAAAUGUUUAACGAGUAUCCUCCAAUGCAGACCAAGUUUACUACAGCUGGAUAUUGUCGUGAUCCGUCCCUUCCUCCACCACUACCACCGCGCAAGAUAUCCGCUGGUGACAUCAUCUUGACAUCCAGCAGUGGAGCAAUUCAAGCUUUAAUUCAUCAAAGUUCUACAGAUCGAAAUAACACAAGUGGUAUGGAAAAUUUAAGCGAAGAUAACAUUGAUCAAAACCCUUCAAAUGAUAGCAAUAAUAGGGAUAACAGAAAGCAAACAGAAGCAAAAUUACUUGAGUACGAUCACAUUGGGAGAUUUCUUAUCAGAAAAAGUAAAAGCGAUCCACAUAAUUAUGCUCUAUCACUUGUUGCUCCAAGCUCUAAACCGGAUGAUGAAGCUAUGAUCUAUCAUUAUAAGAUUCUAAUGAACAAUGGUCGACCUAAUAUAGAGGGCUUUGACAAGACGUUUGAUAGCGUUCCAGACUUGGUUGAAUACUAUUCUAAAAUACCUGACCUAGUUUGUGCGCUUAAGCCGUAA